AUGUCCGGAUCGCCGCGCCCAUCAGACAAGAAAGAGCCCACAUUUACCAUAGUAGAUGGUGGUACCAACGAGUUCCAAUUGGCAAUAAGAGACAGAGGGGCAGGGAACCGUAGACGGUUAACAUGGGGGGUCCCUCAGACAAGGGGAGGCGCCCUUGCCGAAUGGAUAGACGCACAAACCGCGCGAGUGCCCGCUCUGCCCGUCCUCCUUCUGCAACGCCCUGCUGUAGUGGUGGUUUGUAAAUGA
Molecule: messenger RNA, 246 nt
Organism: Colletotrichum paranaense
Lineage: Eukaryota; Fungi; Ascomycota; Sordariomycetes; Glomerellales; Glomerellaceae
Exons: 1
Coding region: 1-246 (81 amino acids)
Source: RefSeq, a predicted model, not a curated record